Molecule: messenger RNA, 927 nt
Organism: Xenopus tropicalis (tropical clawed frog)
Lineage: Eukaryota; Metazoa; Chordata; Amphibia; Anura; Pipidae
Gene: or5ar35d
Product: olfactory receptor family 5 subfamily AR member 35D
Exons: 1
Coding region: 1-927 (308 amino acids)
Biological process (GO): detection of chemical stimulus involved in sensory perception of smell; signal transduction; G protein-coupled receptor signaling pathway
Cellular component (GO): plasma membrane; membrane
Molecular function (GO): olfactory receptor activity; G protein-coupled receptor activity
Source: RefSeq, a predicted model, not a curated record
AUGGAAGGAAAUUUUACCCACGUUGAGAUCUUCAUCCUUCUUGGCUUCUCCCACGUCCCUCAAGUUCGCCUCUUCCUAAUUCCUACCUUCACCCUCAUGUAUGCCUGCACAAUCCUGGGGAACAGCCUCAUCAUUCUUCUCAUCAGAGAGGACCAUCGGCUUCACACCCCCAUGUAUUUUUUCUUGGCCAACCUCUCCAUGAUGGACUUGUUGUUUACGACCGUUACGGUCCCUAAAAUGAUUGGAGACCUUAUUUCCAGGGAAGGAAUGAUAUCGUUCCGUAGCUGCAUUGCUCAACUCUUUUUAAUAAUAGCAGUUGGGGCGUCUGAAUCCCCCCUUCUCUCCGUCAUGGCUGUUGACCGUUACGUUGCCAUAUGUGAUCCACUUCAUUAUAAAACCAUAAUGAGCAAUAAGCUGUGCUUUAGGCUGGCCAGUGGGUCGUGGCUGUUGGGGAGCUUCUAUUCUCUGAUACACACCUUACUCACAAACAGCAUCGACUUUUGUGGCCCCAAUCAGCUCAGUCAUUUCUUUUGCGACGUUGUCCCUCUUUUCCAGCUUGCGUGUUCGGAUAUACUUCUAAAUGUGGCUUUAGUGUAUGUAUCCGCUUUCUUUAAUGGUAUAUGCAACUGCUCCGUUAUUCUCGGCUCCUACGUUAGUAUCAUAACCGCCAUAAUGAGAAUCAGGUCUCAGGAGGGAAGAGGGAAAGCAUUUUCGACCUGCGCUUCGCACCUACUGGUGGUCAUUGUGUAUUACACCACACUCACGGCUAAUUAUUUGCAGCCAAUGAGCAGCAAUUCGGGGUCCAAAGACAGAACAGGUGCUGUGAUCUAUACUGUGGUCACCCCGGUACUAAAUCCCAUAAUAUACAGUAUGAGAAAUAAUGAUGUAAAGAAGGCAGUGAAGUAUUUCUUCCUGAAUGGUGUUUAG